UGCAUAUUUUUUUUUGUUUUUUAAGAUUAAUAUUGGCUUUGAUAUCCGCGGCCAAACUUUUAAAAAUUAUUUUUUUUUGAAAUUUAAAAUCACCCAUUACAAAAUUUGAAAAUCUAAAAAAUAGCACAUGUAGAUUAUUCAAAAUACUUUAUGUAUAUAUUUUAUUUACUCAAAAAUAGUAAUUUUUGAGGAAGAUAUGAGCUGCCAAAUGAUCUAAGCAAAAAAUCGAAAAACUAAAAAAUAGCACAUUUAGAGUUUUGAGAAGUAAGUAUACUGUUUCAAUUUCAUUAAAUAAUGUCCAUUCGUUAGCCCAGGAGAGCUUGCCAAAGUUUUAUUUUUACUGUAAAAUUUUACACAUUACCGAAAUAAAAAAAAUAAAAAAUGGCACAUAUUCAAAAUCCAAAUUACAACAAAUCGCCAUUUACAGAAAUCCAUUUUUUAUUCUUAUUUCUUAGAUAUCCGCUGCCAAAGAUUUUUUUUGUCUGUUGUCUGCUACUUUCAGGGUCAUUAUGUUUUCUAUCUAUUUAAUUUAUUUUUUGAGCAAAAAGUUAAUUUUUGAAUUUUUGACAAAUUUAAUUUGAAAAAAUAGCCUAUUUUUCAACCAAAAAAGUAACCGACAAAAUUUUCGAUUUUUGAAAAGUUUGAAAUGCAGUUAUUAAGAUUAAAACCUUUUAUUUAAGAUUGUGUGGAAAAAUUAUACUUUUGUUUAAGAAAAUAUUGAGAAAAAUUGAAAAAAAAAACAAAAAAAAAAAAAAUUUUUACUAUCUACAACUUUUGUAUUCAACUUUUUUCGAUAGGAGGUCUACAUUUGCCAGAAAUCGUAAAGAACCACGAUUUUAUUUUUCCCCUUUCAUAUACCAUUUAUUCAAAAAUUUUCAACCACCCUUAUGCUGCUAAUAAUUUUUUCAACUUUUGGCCUCUGAAAACGGGAUUGUCACUGGUCUAUAACUGCAUUAAUGAAAAAUAAUUUUUUCGCCUCAUUAUUUUUUUCAUAAUUCAAUAAAAUUAACCACAUCAAGUUUUACUAAAAUCCUGUUGAAAACGUGCUGAUUUAAAAUCUUAAAUUAUAUCUAUGUACACAAAUAUUCAUCUCCGUCCUAAAUGUGAAACAGUUCAUUGCGGUAUUUUUUUUUUUUUUUUUGUAUGUAUUAUCCGCAGUUUGGCACAUAAGUAAAUACACUCAAGAAAUAAAAAAAAGUCACACAAUUUAAAGAAAAAACAACAAAAAAGACGAACAGACCAAGAAGUAAAAAAAAAGAAAACACAACAAGCAACUUGACAAUACAAUUCAAAUAAGAAGCAACUUAAAGUCUGAGUAUGAUUCACGCUAGUUUGAUCGAACUGGGACGUAGUGGUACUCCCAUGGAAUAGAAGAAUGGUCAUUUUUUGUUCCUCUGUGUGCGAUAUCUAUGUAACUAUACUAUCUGUGGUUAAAUUAUUUUUUUAUAGAGGGUGUCCCGGAAUGAGAUAAAAGUAUUUUAGGCCAUUAUUCUUGGGUAUAUUCCAAGAAUAAAAUUGUUCUACUGUAACUCUCUAUCUGCAAAAUUGAUACCCUUAACCUUCCUAUACCCGCGCAUUGGUCUGUGAGACCGGCAAAUUACUUUACCGCAAAUAUUUUAGUAACGGUGCAAUUUAGCGCAGUGUGCUUUAUAGUAGCUUCGUGAUUUGUUUCAUCCCUUAUUUUAUUGUGGUUUAAGUUUUUGUGCGGUGAGCACGUGUAGUGGUUUCAAACAGUAUACCGGCGCGGGUAUAGACGUAACAAAUUUAAGCAGGUCAUUUUUUUUCAAUGCAUAUAUUUAUGCGUUUGUAUGUCUCAUAAUUAUUGUUUUAUAUAGCUGUAUAUUAUAUUAAAUAUUGGAUAUGGAUUCCGAAAGGAUAAGGUUGAUGUUUGAGGAAGAAAAUUCGGAUUCCAAUUACGAAGAUGAAAAUGACAGCGAUGUGGAGGAUCUGGUUGAACAACAGGAGGCAGACAUUGACACUGAGCAAGAUGAUGAUUCUGAAAGCGAUGCAGAAGUUGCAGAAAACUCUGCAGACUACUACAUUGGCAAAGAUAAUCAUACAAAAUGGAAGAAAAAUCGUCCAUCAAUGAAGGUAAGACGACAUAAUAGAAACAUUGUGACUCAGCUACCUGGUGUAAAGGGCGAAGCAAAGAACCUGAAAGAAUCAGGUGAUAUAUGGAAGUUGUUUUUUACUGAAAAUGUAAUGAGCCAGAUCACGGCCUACACGAACCAACAAAUAAAACUGGUAACACCUAAAUGUGAAAGAGAAAGGGAUUGCUCGGAAACUGAUGAGGUGGAAAUUCAGGCACUAUUUGGUCUCUUACUCUUUGCUGGUGUUCGGAGAAAUAGUCGUCUGAAUGCUAAAGAUUUAUUCAAAACUGAUGGGUCGUCCCCAGAUAUCUUUCGUUUGACUAUGAGUUGGAAUCGGUUCUAUUUACUAUUGCGGUGUCUCAGGUUUGAUGAGAAAAGUACACGACCUGUACGCUCUUCUGUAGACAAAUUGGCUCCUAUUAGAGAUUUGUUUGAAGAAAUCAUAGCGUCAUUCAAAAAAUACUUCAGUCCGUCUCAGUUUGUAACAAUUGACGAAAAGCUAGAAGCGUUCAGAGGUCGUUGCAAUUUUAGACAGUACAUUCCAUCAAAACCAAAUAGAUAUGGCAUCAAAAUAUAUGCAUUGACAGAUGCCAAAAUGUUUUAUACGUCCGACAUGGAAGUUUAUUUGGGAAAACAACCUGAAGGUCCCUAUUUUGUGGAUAACUCGGCGAUGGCGUUGGUUUUGCGUCUAAGUAACGUUAUUCAUAAUAGUGGCCGCAACAUAACAAUUGACAACUUUUUCACAAGUCUCCCCCUUAUUGAUAAGCUAAAAAGGGACUACAGACUGACAGUGCUAGGCACGAUUCGAAAAAAUAAGAGAGAACUGCCUAAAAAUUUCACCGACGUAAAACGCCGAGAAGUAUCAUCCAGCUUAUUCGGACAUAGAGGCAUUUGUACCCUUGUUUCCUAUGUGCCAAAAAAGAACAAGAAUGUUCUACUUGUAUCAAGUAUGCAUGAUAAUCAAGAAAUCAAUGAAGAGACCGGAAAACCUGAGAUGAUAAUGGAUUAUAAUGCGACAAAAGGAGGCGUAGAUACGGUUGACAAAAUGUGUGCAACUUACAAUGUUGCAAGGGGUACCAACAGAUGGCCGAUGGUGAUUUUUUAUAGCCUGAUGAACGUAGCGGGUAUAAAUUCAUACGUCAUAUAUGGUUUCAAUAAUCAGAAUAAAAAAAUCAACCGCAGAACAUUUUUGGAAGCUUUAUCAUAUGAUCUCAUAAAUGUACAUUUGAGGAAACGGGCUUAUAACACGUGUCUGCCGCGAUCGCUAAGACAAAGGAUUACUGAUAUAUGUAAGUUAGAUGGGCCAGAAUCUUCGGUAACGGCUAAUAAUACUAAAAUUGGUCGCUGCAGUUAUUGUUCGUCCAAAAAAAAUCGAAAGACACGAUACAAUUGUGUUUCUUGCAAGACUUAUUUUUGUUUGGAACAUGCAAUAAUGGUUUGUCUCGACUGCCAAGAAAAAACCUCUGGUGCUGAAUGUUAAUUUUUUGUUGUUCCUUUACAUUUUAGCUUUAAGUUUAUGAAGUUUUGUUUUUUGUUUUUUUUUAGAAAAAUUUUUUUUUCAAGAUUAUGUAUACCCUAUAUCAAAUAGUGAAUUUUUUAAGAGGCUAAAUAAAAAUACUGCCAUUUAUUUAUUAAAUGCAAUAAUUAAAAGAAACUUGUCUUAUUUCGUUAAGAAUAUAUCACUACUGAUGUUGAACAAAUUUUACAAAAAUAUUCGAAGAAGAAGAGAAACUACAGGCUCAUGAGUUUCGGUCCCAGAGACCGUGCGCGGGUAUACGUGUUAUUUUUUUUGACGCGGGUAUAGGAAGGUUAAGCUAUGAUUUAAGAAAACUCUUACUUUGGUAUGGCUUUACUCAUGUUAAUGUUAAUAUCUCCGUUGAUACUUAUGAUAGAAUCUUCAUUAAUGUCUUUAGAUUUAGAGAAAUGCUCUAUUUUGUAACUGCAUUUAAAAAUUUUUAAUAUCUUUUUUUAUUGCUCACAUAUUAAUUUUUAAAAGGCAUUCUUUUUCCUUACCCAUGAUAAUUCUUGCCUUUGGGCCCGAUUUUCUGCGAUAAAUGCGUAAUAAACAUAUACUGCCCAUAAUCUCGUAAAGGCCCUAACUACUGUAAUAUCGCAAAUUUCAUAUAAAAAUGAAAAAAAUCAAAAGUUAAUUUUGAAUUUUCUGACGUAUUUGGAGACCAAGGCUAAAAAAAUAAUUGAGAAUAAAUUAGAGACAAUGCCUUUACUCAAAAUAUGUGAAAAAAUCAAAAUCGAAAAUUUUGUAGUUAGGGCCUUUAAGAAAUUAUGGGCAGUAUAGUGGAGUAACUAAAGCAAAUUAUUAGGGAACCCUGCCGAACAGUUUUGAUUUUGAUGAUAUUUUUUUUUCAAACGCCGCACAUAGAGGUAUAUCAACAAUCUAAGCGGCCAAAAUUAUUUUUUAUUUUUUUUUAUUUUAUAACACGCAAAUUACUAAAAUAAAAUCAUUUGUUUUUGUUACAAAAAAAAAUUUUUUAGGAAAAAAAAAUUUUAACGAAAUAAAUUUUUUUUUGAAAAAAACUUUUUUUUCGUGACUUUUUUUUUUUUUUGAAAAAAAAAAUUUUAAGGUAAAACAAAUUUCAUAAAAUGAAUUGUAUUUGAAAUGUCUAAUACCUGUACUUUCCAUAUCCAUCGCUAUUUUCACCAGAAAUAGUUUAAACACCGGAGUUUUAAUAAAUAGCUAACACUGUCCCAAGACCGCGGAAAUCAGUCCUGUCUCAAAAACUUUCAAUGAUUAAGUUCCGACUAAUUUUUGUUUUUUGGUUCCUCGCAAUCCGAGAAAAGUGGGGCUUCAGCCUGUUGUUUGUUGGAGUGUCCCCUACUUGUAGACUGCAAUAAUAAAGGAUUUGUGUUAACUUUGAUAUUUUGGCUUUUGGCCGCGCACGGUGGGCAGGAAGCAUCGAUAGGUAUCACAAAAAUGUCGACAAAAACUGCAAGUUGGGUUGUAUUCGUUGAUGAUUAUACGUCCAAAAUCCGUUGGAAUUGAAAUCCUAGCUGCUCCUUUUCAAAAGUUAUUCAUAUUUUUGUGUUUCUAAUCGGGACAAUGUGGAAUAAAAAUCUUGGGGAGAUUACGAUAACUUAGGCGACAAGAAUUGAUAACUUUUUUUUUGUAGAGGAGUUUAAUACAAUAAUUUUUUACUAUGGGAGGGGGGGUCCAUCUCCCCCCGUUUAGGCGGGAGGGGCAAUUUUCUAAAAUAUCAAGUUAAAUACAAAAAAAAAUUAUCUAAAAACAACGGCAACACUUACAGUAAUGAAUGAUACCUUUUUCAAAAGCCAGGAUUGUACACUUGAUUCUAAUUUUUAAAUAAAAUUAUUGCAAUUAAUUUUUCUCGAAAUAAUCAACUUCAAAGUCAAAAUUAGGGAAAAAAGUUGAAAAAAAAACACAUUAAAUACAAUUUUUACCAAGAUAUUGUAAGUUUAAAUAUGAAAUAAAUCAAUGAAGUAAACUGCCUCAAUCAAUUUCUUAUCAAAUACUUAAAACCAUAUGCUUCUAUGCCUUAUAAUAUCCGAGAAAAUUGAAAAUAAAAAAAUUACCUUUUUAUCUGAUUUUCAUUUUCUUAACUAUUUUCGCCAAUAUGAACAGCUUUUUAACUUAAAAGUAUCAUGUCUGGCUCACUUCGCGGGUUCUCAGGAUUCAAAUUUCAAAUGCUGCCCCCCUGCAACCCCCCAGCUUGGGCACACUAUAGGAAUUUGGGGUGGGGUCAAGGUUGGGUAUGUACAAAUUUUCUUUUGAAUUCAAAAAAACUUUUAAAUUCUGAAGAAACUUUGUCUUCACCCAAACUCGCACCCACCCCAAAUCCUAUAAAAGUGAGCUCAACCAGGGGGGUUGCAAGGGGGCAUACUGCUUGCAAGCAUUAUGUUUAUGUAAACACGAAAACAGCUAAAAAAUAGAAAUCCGAUAAAAAGGAAGUUUUUUAAUUUUCAAUUUUCUCAAAACUAGAAAGCAUAGAAGCAUAUAAUUUUCAGAAUUUGAUUAUAAAUUAAUUGAGGCAGUUUAUUUUAUUGAUUUAUUUCGCAUUUAAAUUCACAUUCUUGGUAAAAAUAGUACUUAAAGUGUUUUUUUUUCAACUUUUUUCACAAAUUUUGACUUUGAAGUUGAUUAUUUCGAGAACAAUUAAUUGCAAUAAUUUUAUUUAAAAAUUAGAAUCAAGUGUACAAUCCUGGCUUUUGAAAAGGUAUCAUUCAUAACUGUAAGUGUUGCCGUUGUUUUUAAAUAAUUUUUUUUUGUAUUUAACUUGAUAUUUUAGAAAAUUGCCCCUCCCGCCUAAACGGGGGGAGAUGGACCCCCCCCCUCCCAUAGUAAAAAAUUAUUGUAUUAAACUCCUCUACAAAAUAGAGUUAUCAAUUCUUGUCGCCUAAGUUAUCGUACUCUCCCCAAGAUUUGUAUUCCAAAUUGUCCCGAUUAGAAACACAAAAAUAUGAAUAACUUUUGAAAAGGAGCAGCUUGGAUUUCAAUUCCAACGGAUUUUGGACGUAUAAUCAUCAACGAAAACAACCCAACUUGCAGUUUUUGUCGACAUUUUUUUGAUACCUAUCGAUGCUUCCUGCCCACCGUGCGCGUAGAUCAUGCAAAUACCUCUAUGUGCGUCGCGUCGUCGGUAAUUAGGAAUACUUUAAAGUCUAUAGGUUAAAAAAUUGCCGAUGUCAAAUUUUUAAAAUUAAAUUAUUUUUUUUAAACCAUUUUUUUUUCUUGCUUAAAUUUCAUAAAAUAAAUGAAACCAAAAGAUUCUCUAGGUAAUUUAAGGAAAAAAAUAUAUGGGAGUAAAAGACAAUCUUCCAUCGUUUAAGCGAUAAAUGCAAUUUUCUAGGAAACUGACUUCAAACACAAAAAAAAAAAAAAAAAUAUUUUGAACACAACGGCAACAUCCACAAUAUUAACAUACA
Molecule: messenger RNA, 6989 nt
Organism: Episyrphus balteatus (marmalade hoverfly)
Lineage: Eukaryota; Metazoa; Arthropoda; Insecta; Diptera; Syrphidae
Product: piggyBac transposable element-derived protein 4-like
Exons: 1
Coding region: 1861-3570 (569 amino acids)
Source: RefSeq, a predicted model, not a curated record